GGGAGCCAAUGAGAGUGCGCGGACGCGUGGCGCGCCGGCCCCGGCUCCAGGCGCGGCCUUUGAAGAAAAACUGUCACAGAGGAGGCAUGGUGGGGCCCAGUCCCGCCGCCUCUGCUGCCGCCGAAGAGCGGCAGAGAAAGCUUCAGGAAUACCUAGCAGCCAAGGGAAAACUGAAAAGCCAAAAUACCAAGCCUUAUCUAAAAGCCAAGAAUAAUUGCCCAAAUCUACCGCCUUCUAAAUCUACUGUUAGAUCCCAAAAGGAUAUUACCAACCACGUUGUUUUGCCUGUCAAAGAUAAAAAGUCAGUUAGCAUUAAACUCCAGCCCAGACCAGCCAAUAUUAUAAGGUGCCAGAAGCCAAAGUUGGAGCCACCAAAACUUCUAGGCAAAGGGCUAAUUUCAAGAUAUGUUUCUUCUAACUCAAACUGUAAGCCUUCUAGCAAGAGUCAGCAGCAGCAUAAAGCUAGGUCAUCCACUGUGAGCAAACUGUCAAGAAAACCCGUGGGGUCACUUAAUAUACAGGAAGUGAAAACUACAAAACAACAGGUAAUAGAUCAAGGAACUGCUAAAUGUACAGACUCUGUGGACAACACUCAUGUUGAAAACCAAUCUUUGGAUAAGUUUCUAAAAGAGAUAAAUAAAGAGAACCUACCACAAACCUUAUCAAAUCCUGAGAGGAAGCCAGAUCCUGAAUUAUGUACCAUCAGUAAGCCAAAAACUAACUCUUAUAAUCUAACCAAGAGCAAUUUGGCUCCUAAACAAGUCUUGGGCAAAAGUUCAGUUAAUGGUGCUGUUCUGAAAGACAGAAUUCAUAAACAACUUGUUGGAGAAAAGCAAAUCAGGAUUCUGUCCAUAAAAUCACACCAACUCUCAAGAGGAACAGAUCUUGCAAGACCAGAAGAAAAACCCCCAAGGACAGUUCCCUCUCACUUUAAUCAGACCCUUAGUAAGACUCAAUCAUCAAAGAAACCAGUGGUCAAGGAGAUAAAGGUAAUUAGUAAUAAAUACAAAAGACCAAAUGAAAUUAAGUUACGGUCACACCCUGUUGCUGAACAGAAAGUAAAAUAUACCAAACCCAGGACAGACCCCAAUUUGCUUCAGGGAGGAAAUAAAAACAGACAUCCAAACAUCAAGCAAGAUCAGAAAUCCACUCAACCUUGCUUUAGACCUCAAACAUGUGUUCUGCAAAAAUCAAAAGCCAUGAGCCAGAAACAUACUGUGACAGCUGGCAGCUGUAAUUCAGUCAUUCCACGCACCCCUAGCAUAAGAGCAAAUGGAGCCAAUGGUAAUAAACGUGGCAACAGCUUUCAACAAAAAGCACACACUUUGGACUGCAAGUUGAAAAAGACUCUUCCCCAGAACCAUUUUCUGAACAAGACAGCUCCCAAAACUCAAGCUGGAAUCACAAACAUAAAUGGAAGAAGAGUCCCAAAUGAGACCCAAACGAAUCCAAAUAUUGAAAAGAAGGCAACAGUAGAGGAUCGAAGGAAACAACUAGAAGAAUGGCAGAAAUCUAAGGGGAAAAUCUAUAAACGGCCUCCUAUGGAACUUAAGACAAAAAGGAAGGUAAUAGAGGAAAUGAAUAUUUCAUUCUGGAAGAGCAUGGAACAAGAAGAGGAAGAAAAGAAAGCACAACUGGAACUGUCCAGUAAAAUUAACAACACUCUGACAGAAUGUCUGAAGCUCAUUGAAGGGGGUGUACCUUCUAAUGAAAUACUUACCAUAUUAUCCAGCAUUCCUGAGGCUGAAAAAUUUGCUAAAUUUUGGAUCUGCAAAGCAAAGUUGUUGGCAAGUAAAGGCACCUUUGAUGUUAUUGGGCUAUACGAAGAGGCCAUUAAAAAUGGAGCAGCACCAAUACAAGAGUUGCGAAAAGUUGUUCUUAAUAUUUUGCAAGACCCAAACAGAGCCACAGAAGUUGCUGAAACUAAUAUAACAUCAGUGGAAGAACUGGCCAUGAAGAUGGAAUCUGUAAAGCCUUGUGUUUCUCCACAAGAGAAGGAACAAGUUACAGCAACACCCCAAAUAACCAAGGCAGAACAAGAUAAUCAUCCUGGUAUCAAAUUACAGAUUGCUUCAAUCCCUAGAAUAAAUGGAAUGCCAGAAGUGCAAGACAUGAAGUUUAUCACUCCUGUUCGGCGUUCAGCAAGAAUCGAGCGAGCAGUGUCCCGCUACCCAGAAAUGCUGCAGGAACAUGAUUUAGUAGUGGCUUCUCUUGAUGAACUAUUAGAAGUGGAAGAAACAGAGUGUUUUAUAUUCCGUAGAAAUGAGGCUUUGCCUGUAACAUUAGGGUUUCAAACCCUUGAAUCAUAAUAUCCUCAAGCAUUUUUUUAAGUGUUUUUUUAAAUACUUUCACAGUCUCCGUGAAUAAGAAAUUCUCUUGUCCAAGUGACCUGGAAAAUAUAUAUAUAUUUUUCACAGCCUCCAUGAGACAAGAAAUUCUCUUGUCCAAGUGACCUGAAAAAAUAUAUACAAUGGAGAGACAUCAUGGAUGCAGAAUAUGGACUCUCAGAACUUAGGAAGUAACUCACUGGGCUUACUCUCAAAUUUUAAAUCCCCAUGGGAAAGUCUUUGGUUUAUAUGUUUAAGACUACAGUUUGCCACAAUUUUACAGUAUACAUACAUUUCGAACUUCUGAAUAUUAAUUUACCCCACAACUAUGAUAAAGCUUUGCACUUUAUUAGUCUACUUUAAUCCCUGCAUAGUUAUUUUUUAUAAACAGAAGAUUGGUCCCGCAACAUGAUGGACUGUCUUUUACGUAUCCAUGUAAGCAGAGAGACCUUACAGCAUGGAAGAUCUGAGCUUUGAAACCAGCCUUCCAGGCUCAAUGAAACUUGACAGACAACCAGAUCAAAUCCUCUUGUUUUACAGAUGAGUUUAUACUAGCUAUGCCAUUGCUCCAAGGUCACAAAUGACAUGUGUGAUCUUUGCCUUCACCACCAUAUCCUUGUAAAUGAGGGGUAAUUCUUAUCCUUUCUGUGCCAGGUCUCCUUAAAUAAAGCACCAUCCUGAAUUGGGAUGGUCAUCUAGCUUUUUAUAUCCAAACCUAAUUUUGCAUUUGUUAUUCAGAAGCACUUCAAGUAAAACAAAAGAGGACAGAGGAGAGGUGUGGGAAGGGGACACUUGCUUCAAAUCUUUCCUCUGCUAGGGGUAGCUGGCCUGAGAAGGAAGUGUGAGUCCCAGCGACUAAUAAGUUGCUUUUCCUUCCUCCUGGGCAACUGUUCUUGGAAAGGUAAAAUCAGAGUCAUUUUGUAAAUAUAAUGUGUAGAGAAACCUAGUUAACACAUUUUAAAUUUUAGCUUUCUUAAUAUUUAAGUAUUAUCUAAAAUUUAAAAAAAAGUUUUUGUUCAUUCCAGCUUAUUUAUCUUAUUUGUUAUAAAAAACAGUGAUGAUGGCUUGGCGUAGCGAACUAAGGGUUUGUCUGAGAAAACACCAAUAGGCUAUUUCAAGAGGCCUCACAGGGAGCAGUCAUUACCCUGGAGAAUUUACUUUAAUCAAAAGUCUAUCAGCCCCACCUAGGAACUGGAUUUUUUUCAUUGUAAAGGAAGCAGAUCUAUUUUUCGAGGUCAGAUUUAUAAUAACAAAGUUCAUAAAACUAAACUAUAAAACUGUAAUUCCAGCAGACUAACUUUCAAUAAGAAAUAGACUCCUAUAAGUCAAUAGCAAAAAAAACAACCCAAUUAAAAAAUGGACAAACAACCUGAACAGUCAUUUCUCCGAAGAAGACAAAAAUGACCAAAACUAUAUCAAAAGGUGUUCAACAUUACUAAUAAAGAAAAUGCAAAUUAAAACCACUGCAAGACAUCACCUCAUAUCCAUAAAGAUGGAUAUUAUCAAAAAGGUUAGAUAUAACAAAUGUUGGUGAGGUCUGGGAGAAAGGGAACCCUAGUACACUAUUGGUGGGAAUGUAAAUUGGUAUAGCCAUUGUGGAAAACAGUAUGGAGGUUCCUAAGGAAAUUAAAAAUAUGACCCAGCAAUCCCUCUUCUGAGGCCAAAGAAGAUGAGAUCACCACUUCAUUAAGAUAUCUCCACUCCCAUGUUUAUUGCAGCAUUAUUCACAAUAGCCAAGAUAUGGAAAUAACCUAAAUGCCCAUCAAUGGAUAAAGAAAGUGUGAUAAACAUACACACACUGGAACAUUAUUCUUCGAAAAGGAGAUUCUGCCAUUUGCCACAACAUGGAUGGACCUGGAGGACAUUAUGCUAAGUGAGACAAGCCAGACAUAGAAAAAUAUUGCAUCUCACAUGUGGAUAUAAAAGAAGUAGAUCUAUUUCUCAAGGUCACAUUGAUAAUAAAAAUUUUAAAACCUCAACUCAACAGAGAUAGAGGAAACAGUGGUUACCACAGAUGGAGGAAGAGGAAUGUAGGUUAAAUGAUACAAAAUAGAAAUGUGGGAUGUACAAGUCAAGAGAUCUGUACAACAUGGGCACUAAAGUUAAUAAAAUUAUAUUGCCUUAUG
Molecule: messenger RNA, 4453 nt
Organism: Microcebus murinus (gray mouse lemur)
Lineage: Eukaryota; Metazoa; Chordata; Mammalia; Primates; Cheirogaleidae
Gene: CKAP2L
Product: cytoskeleton associated protein 2 like
Cellular component (GO): cytosol; centrosome; mitotic spindle
Source: RefSeq, a predicted model, not a curated record